UUUUGUCACACAGACCUGGCAACCCUGCCUGGGAGACUUUUAACGCUCACGUGACGGAGAGACCUUGCGAGGGGUCACUGGGAAUUGUGAGGAACGGUUUGCCUGAUCUGAACCCGAGUGCUGAUCGGUGCGGCUGCAGCAGUAAGAUAGGCGCUCCACCGAACUGUCUUGGUGAAGAGGGAGCUGAGCCGAGAGGCAAAGCUCUCAAUUUACCGGGCGGUCUACGUUCCAAACCCUCACCUAUGGUCACGAACUCUGGGUUUUAACCGAAAGAAAGAGGUUGUUUAUACAAGCGGUCGAAAUGUUGCGAGUGAGCGGGAAGUCCGGGUCAGCCUGCUGGGCCUGCUGCCACCGUGACUCUGAUAAGCAGAUACAAAUGGAAUGGAUGGACUUUAAGUCUUGUGUAUAAUUUUAACCACACUAAAAGAAAAUUGUAUCAUUAUAUUAUUUAACCUUACAUCAGGUUUGCCAGAAUAGCAUGACAAUAAUAGAGACACAGAUGUGAUGUUCACUGAAAUGAGGUAAAUGGGCAUGACAGAAAUAUCAGUAAUACGUGUUGUAGAGCAUGACUGGUAAAGUAAAGGAGCGGCACGCAUUUAUUACUUUUUUGAGAUAAUAAAAUUGAUUAAUAUAACAGAAAGAAAAAGGAUGGCGUAGUAACGGACUAGUUCCAGAAGGGGGCAGCAAUGGAAUCGAGCAGAUGCGAUAGAACCCCAUUGAAGAAGUAGAAGAAGAAGCGGAAGAAGCGAAGUGAACGAUACAGAUGCUAUUCUCAGUUUUUUCGAUGUAUGCUAUUAUCCAUGAUAUGCUAUUUCAGUUGUAGUGCAGUCAUUUGAAAUUAACCAACAAUGUCUAGAGUUAAGAACAUGAGAAAGUUUGUCAACGAGCGACUGACUGCUGCUGCCGAAGAGAUAUUUGGAGUUUUUGAAAAAGCGAUUGUUGAGUACGAAGAAGAGAUCGACCGUCAGCGCAGACUGCUGGACAUCGUUUGGAAACCUGUAAUAAAGUUACACAGGACAGAGCAACAUGUCUCUCAGGAGGAGGAGAAGAAGAAGGGGGAGGAAGAUGAGCAAGAGGAGGUUCUGUGUGAGCGGCAGCAGCUCUGUAUUCAGCAGAGGAGCUUCAGUCUGGACCAAGAGGACCCAGAGCCUCCACAGGUUAAAGAGGAACAGGAGGAACUCUGCACCAGCCAGGAGGGAGAGCAGCUUGAGCUGAAGCAGGAGACUGAGACCUUCAUGUUGACUCCUACUCAUGAGGAAACGGACCACAGUGAACCAGAACCAACAGUUGACCACCAGCUCCUCUCUUACUUCUCUCAUGUAGCUGAGAUUCCAGAUCAGAUAGGAAGCGAGCAUGAACACUUGGAAUCAACCAGAAAUGCAGAGCCAGAACCAAAGAAUCAACAUCAGCAAAGCAGAAAUUGUUUUAACAACGUACAUGAACCUGAAACGUCAAUUCUCUAUAAUUCUCACAUGGGUAAAAAGGCUUUCCCAUGUGUCUUGUGUAACAAAACGUUUCAGUACAAGUCACGUUUGAUGAAACAUAUGAUUGUACACACAGGUGAAAUCCCUGAUUCACAUAGGUCUAUAAAAUGUGAACAUUGUGGAAAAGCUUUUAUCUACAAGUCAUGCUUACUCAUGCACAUGAGAACUCAUACAGGUGAGAAACCGUAUUCUUGCAACAUCUGCGGUAAACGAUUCACUCAGAAAUCUACACUGAAUUUCCAUUUACGAAUUCAUAAGGGUGAUAAACCAUAUCCUUGCCAAACAUGUGGGAAACGAUUCGCUCAGCUAUCAAUAUUGAAAUCUCAUAUGAGAAUCCACACGGUGAAAGAGCCAAUUCCUUGCCUCUUAUGUGGGAAAACGUUCAGACGUAAAUGUGACCUCUCAGUACACAUGAGCAGAUGCCACUGUGAAUGAAUUUGACUCAUCACUGCACUGAAGAAAAAAGAAAAAAAAACCUGAGGAUCAAUAUCCACAGGAGAAACCAUCGGGCUACAUCUCUGCCAGUGUAACACGUUUUAAAUAAUUUUAAGAUGACAAUAUCUUUCUAUCCCUUUAUUGAACUAUAUUACUGGAAUUUCUGUUUGCAAACAUCAUAAUUUACCAAAUGAAGGAGAAGUGUGUUUAUUGGCUUCUUGAACUUUGUUGCAAGAAUGUAUUAUAUGAGUUCAUUGUUAACUCUAAUAUUGAGCCUCAAUUUAUUUGUCGAUGUGUUUUUAGAAUUGGCUCAACUUCAUACAUGUUUUUUUUUUAGGAGACGAGAUGAUACACACAUUGUCGAUGAUGUGCUACAUGGGGUUCUACUGUUAUUUGAUCUUGUGUGUAUUAUAACAUUAAAGAUGAGUAUGUGAUGAUUUGAGAAUACCA
Molecule: messenger RNA, 2369 nt
Organism: Pseudoliparis swirei
Lineage: Eukaryota; Metazoa; Chordata; Actinopteri; Perciformes; Liparidae
Product: zinc finger protein OZF-like
Exons: 2
Coding region: 849-1919 (356 amino acids)
Biological process (GO): regulation of transcription by RNA polymerase II
Cellular component (GO): nucleus
Molecular function (GO): DNA-binding transcription factor activity, RNA polymerase II-specific; RNA polymerase II cis-regulatory region sequence-specific DNA binding
Source: RefSeq, a predicted model, not a curated record